UCGGAGUGAGAAGGAAAUGGGUGGCCAUCGGCUGCGACGGGCAGCCCUACGACAUGAUUUCGAAACUUAUCGAAGAUAAGCUGGUUUGCCUAAGUUGUACUACGCUUGUGGCGCGGGAAGAGGUCGAUCAACAUAGUAAGAUACACGCUGAUGCGGAGUAUAAGAAAUUCUAUGACUGGAUCAUGCUUAGACCCGGGGUUGGGCACGUAGAAAUGAAUGUGGCGAAAGCCAUAUUCAAACUACUUUGGACCCCUCUUCUUAGGCAUGUGUCAUCCAUCAUGGGGUUCAAGACAGCCAGAUCUCAAGCCUUCAUCCAAGGAUGUGGUGACAAUCAUAUCACGUGGCAGAUCAUUCGAGUAGUGACUGAAAGCAUACUCAAAGAGCUUCUUGUGCCAUAUGCGAGGCUUUGCUCAGAAAGAAAUCAGGUGCCAACGGUGGACGGAUACAUGGCUUGGGUGCAAGGUGUAAAGAACAACAACUACCAGAUGCUGUUCAAGUUUGCAAACCUCCUGGUAGCAUUCCACUUGAUGAGGAGUGGUGUGAGGAAAAACAACUCUAACGCGAUGCUCGCAGGCCGCCAGCGACUUGUGCCAAUCUUCUUCGUCGCUCAGCACCGCAUCUACCAGCGAUUGGUCCUGCGGGACAUGAUCGUCCGACAGCAACAGCCAAGCCCCGUCCGUGAAUACGUCAGAGCAACCACGUCCUACACCGUUACGGGCGACGAGACUCGGGGCGAAGGCGGUGAUUUCAUCCUUGAGGCCAAAAACAGAAGCACAAAAUCCUGGAUCCCUCCGGGCGUCCCAUCGAGCGGCCAGUGGAUUCAUGCCUCCCGCUGCUCUGAGAGGCUGGAGGGUGUCAAGACCAGCGUGCUUGAACGAUGCGGCGUCGCUCGUCAAAACGAUGCUAGCAUGGUAUCCCUUCAAGAAAACGAAGACAGGCUAAGGGCGGAAAUAAGGCGGCUGAAGUACCUGGAAAAGCCACAAGAAGAAGUCCAGCAACUCAUGUCACUAGAUGGUGAAGUUCUCCAUCCAUCCUUUGUGAACUUCGAUACCAUAGCUGACAAGAACUAUUCAGCAGCAAAGGAGGCAAUGCGUCUGGGCACUGCGCCGAAACCAGAGAAGUUGUACAUAACAACUGAUGAUGCGGACUUGACUAAAAUGACAAAAGCCGAAGUCUUAGAAAGAAUAUCACUAAGAGUAGAAGCACUGGGUUCAGAAGGGGAACGUGAAAGGUGGAGAAAGGAGAUUCAGAGGAAGAAGUCGAAAAACAAAGCUGCAAUGAUUGAGCUUUUAGAAGAACUAGAGGCUCAGCAACACCAGUUCGUAGAGGACGACAACGAAAUGGAUGCGGAUUAAAGGUGACGACGACGUUGGUCUACUGGGCGGACAGACGGUAUGGUGCGGACUUUCGUAGUUAUCGAAUACAGAUUGGCUGCAUUG
Molecule: messenger RNA, 1439 nt
Organism: Amphibalanus amphitrite
Lineage: Eukaryota; Metazoa; Arthropoda; Thecostraca; Balanomorpha; Balanidae
Exons: 3
Coding region: 54-1355 (433 amino acids)
Source: RefSeq, a predicted model, not a curated record